Molecule: messenger RNA, 792 nt
Organism: Nezara viridula (southern green stink bug)
Lineage: Eukaryota; Metazoa; Arthropoda; Insecta; Hemiptera; Pentatomidae
Source: the annotation of a GenBank genome assembly
AUGGAGUGGCUGUUUGGAAAAAGAAUUACUCCUGAAGAAAUGCUCAGGAAAAAUCAAAGAGCAUUAAACAAAGCUACAAGGGACCUAGACAGAGAAAAAGCACGCAUGGAACAACAAGAAAAAAAAAUCAUUGCUGAUAUCAAAAAGAUGGCAAAAGAAGGUCAGAUGGAGUCUGUCAAAAUUAUGUCCAAAGAUCUUGUGAGAACAAGGAGGUAUGUAAAAAAGUUUAUGAUUAUGAAAGCUAACAUCCAAGCAGUUUCUUUAAAAAUUCAAACUCUUCGAUCACAGAAUGCUAUGGCUCAAGCCAUGAAGGGUGUUUCCAAGGCGAUGCAGAACAUGAAUCGGCAGCUUAAUCUGCCUCAAAUUCAAAAGAUUCUGCAGGAAUUCGAGAAACAAUCUGAAAUAAUGGAUAUGAAAGAAGAAAUUAUGAAUGAUGCCAUAGAUGAUGCGAUGGAGGAUGAAGCUGAUGAAGAAGAAAGUGAUGCUAUUGUAUCACAGGUUCUGGAUGAACUUGGUCUUCAAUUGAAUGAUCAAUUAUCUGGUUUACCACAGGCAACUGCAUCCCUCUCUGUCUCUGGAGGAAAAACAGCCACUCCUGUUGCAGGAGCAACUGGUGGAAUGACAACAGAUGCAGAUGCAGAUUUGCAAGCUCGACUCGAUAAUUUAAGAAGAGAGUUAUUAUUUAGGAGCAGAAGGAAAAGAAACAAUAAAACAGGAUCUGUGCUGUGCUGUCUCCUCAGAAUCCAGAUAAUUCUACUUAACUAUAAAUCCAUACAUAAAUAUGUAAUUUAA